UCUACAAUGUUUGCAACACGAGCCAUUAGCCGGCAGGCCCUGGGCUUCUCAAGGUGGACCCAAGUCCGUGGCGUGUCGACAUUGGAAGGAAGCCCGUACAUAUACGUGUUUCCUAGUAAUGGCCCUAGGAGCGGAAACCACAUUUUGUCAUUACUACCUUCCGAGCCAGUCAACCCAGACCUAUCCAUCGGCGUGUCGAGCAAGCUGCCGCCAACAACGGACUCGUUCACGGAGAACCCCAAAUUCCUCAACAUCUUGCAGGAGGUCUGUUCUGAACAUGCGCAUGAAGACCCGGAUGCACAAUCUCAAGCGCAGGUUAUGGUAUCUACGUCCGGGGCAAACCUUAGUUCUGGCGGUGUCCUCUUGACCGGGCAACGAGGUAGGAGACGACGCGCAGAGAGCGGAGAUUCCAGUGGUGGAGCGAGUGGUCAAGGUGGAGCAGGAUCUGGUGGUCGAGGCGGUUGGAUUCAUAUCUCGGACUCGAGACGGCCUCCUGAGUAUGGGAGGAUUGCAUGGCCGGAGGAUAUUUUUGGUAGCCUCGAGGUUGAUGGGAGUGGUCAGUUUACGGGUGGUGAUGGCAACUAUCAGUCAAGUGGUACUUAUCGGAUUGUGACCCGAGAUGGAAUUUUGGGACUGAGUCCGUUCCUUCGUGAAAAGCUGGUUCAAAAGCUUCGAGGUUUGGAGAAGAACUGA
Penicillium alfredii is the source of this 693-nucleotide messenger RNA. RefSeq lists its product as uncharacterized. The record is from RefSeq and is a predicted model, not a curated record. The annotation marks the transcript as partial. Lineage: Eukaryota; Fungi; Ascomycota; Eurotiomycetes; Eurotiales; Aspergillaceae. The transcript is spliced from 5 exons.